Messenger RNA from Clarias gariepinus (North African catfish), 7019 nucleotides. RefSeq names its product neurexin 2b (gene nrxn2b). The record is from RefSeq and is a predicted model, not a curated record. NCBI's taxonomy places the organism in Eukaryota, Metazoa, Chordata, Actinopteri, Siluriformes, Clariidae. The transcript has 23 exons. The coding region runs from base 702 to 5720 and encodes 1672 amino acids.
AGGACCGCUCUCAUGUGCUGUGUGGAGGAGGAACAGAGACCUGCAUUCUGCUCUGCGCAGUAGUGGAUACCAGGCGAUCGGGUGGAGGAAUUUUUAAGCCUACUUUUCUGUCUUUUCUUCUUGUUUUGCAGUGGAAAUGAGAAGAGGAGACCAAUAAAAAAAGCGCGUUAAAGCGGCCUUGAGGUCAGGAUGAUGCAAGAACCAGGAUCUUCCCUGGCUUAAUUCCUCUGGGAGGAAAAGACGGAUUAGGGAGAAGUAGACCAAGGUGACAGAGGACCAUGCACACUUUCUCUUGUCCACUGGAUGCGAGAUAACUCAGAUGCCCUUUGCUAUUUAAACGGAAUCAGCUAAUUUAUCUCCUACUUUCAUCCCUUCGUUUCUUUUUGAGGAAUACCGCAUGCCUCAGCUGAAUUCACAGACACAAGUUUGAGAUUCGUUCUUCUGACUUCUCUUGCAGUUCAAAGGGUGCCCACUAAUGGAGAGAAGGAGAGAUUUUGGAAAAAAUCAAGCCGGAACCAGAGAGUGACAAAGAAGCUAAAGAAUCUGCUGAACACUCAGCACUUGGAAUAAGGCCCUUGGAGAUUUUGAGUGUGCCACUCUGUAGUUUAAUCCCCCACUGGAAAAGAAACACAGAGUUUUGUCAGCUAUCCUGCCCAAGAUUCACCUCCGUUUAUAAAAAUUUUAUUCAGGAUUUAAUCAGGAUGACAAGGGAAACCAGGUCCUCAUGGUGGCCCAUGUGGCUCUUAGCCUUAAUGGGGUACUUUCAUUCUGUGGAGGCUCUGGAGUUUGGUGGAGCACCAGGGCAGUGGGCUCGCUAUGCCCGCUGGGAGGCAGGUUCGAUCGGAGAGCUAAGUUUCAGUCUGAAAACCAAUGUUAGCAAAGCCCUCGUACUGUACCUGGAUGAUGGAGGCAACUGCGACUUUCUAGAGCUCCUGAUCGCAGAGGGACAUCUAAAGUUGCGUUUCGCCAUCCACUGCGCUGAGCCAGCCAGCAUUCACAUGGAGACUCGUGUCAGUGACGACCGUUGGCACAUGGUCCUCCUUACACGCAACUACCGCGAGACUAUGCUUAUGGUGGAUGGUGAGACCAAAGUGGCAGAGGUUCGCUCCAAGCGCAGGGAGAUGGCCGUGGUUAGUGACUUAUUCGUGGGAGGAAUUCCACCAGAUGUUCGCCUGUCUGCCCUCACCUCCAGCACGGUAAAAUACGAGCCUCCGUUCUUGGGCCUUAUUUCCAACUUGAAGGUGGGCGAGAUGCCUCCUACCUUGCUUAACAGCCAAGGAAUUCAGAGCGACCUGGAGUACUUGUGUACCAAGCAAAACCCAUGUCUUAAUGGAGGAUUCUGUGUUGUCCAGUUUGGAGAGGUGCAAUGUGAUUGCACGCACACACGCUUCAGGGGGAAAUACUGCAAGGAAGAAGAUUACGCCGUGGAAGGUCUGGCGCACCUGACGUUAAACAGCCAAGGAGAUUCAUCCCAAGUGGCAGGUAAAGAAGAAUCGGUGGCAACGUUCAAAGGAAAUGAGUUUUUCUGCUAUGACCUGUCCAUGACCCCCAUUCAGAGCAGCACGGACGAGAUCACGCUGUCCUUCCGAACCCUGCAGCGGAACGGCCUCAUGCUUCACACGGGCAAAUCUGCCGAUUACGUGAACCUGUCGCUGAAAAGUGGCGCCGUCUGGCUCGUCAUCAACCUCGGCUCCGGCGCCUUCGAGGCGCUCGUCGAACCCGUCAACGGCAAGUUCAACGACAACGCCUGGCACGACGUCAAGGUCACGCGAAACCUGCGGCAGCACUCAGGCAUUGGACACGCUAUGGUGACCAUAUCAGUGGAUGGCAUUUUGACCACCACUGGUUACACACAGGAGGACUAUACCAUGUUGGGCUCUGAUGAUUUCUUCUACAUUGGUGGUAGUCCCAACACCGCUGACCUUCCGGGUUCACCAGUCAGCAACAACUUCAUGGGAUGCCUUAAAGAUGUUGUAUACAAGAACAACGACUUUAAGCUGGAACUCUCACGGCUGGCCAUCGAACGUGACCCAAAGAUCAGUCUCCAUGGCGACUUGGUAUUCCGCUGCGAAGAUGUAGCGGCGCUCGAUCCUGUGACCUUCGAGACACCCGAGUCAUACAUCGCUCUCCCACGUUGGGACACCAAAAAAACGAGUUCCAUCUCGUUCGACUUCCGGACAACGGAACCCAGCGGCCUGCUUCUCUUCAGCCACGGCAAACCUCAGAGCAACAAAGAGCAACGGCACGGGCGCGAGCUCAAAACGGACUACUUCGCCAUGGAGUUGCUGGACGGCUACUUGUACCUGCUUAUGGACAUGGGCUCCGGGAGCAUCAAGCUUAAAGCCAGCAAUAAGAAGGUCAACGAUGGGGACUGGUGUCACGUUGACUUCCAGAGGGAGGGGAGAAAAGGUUCCAUUUCAGUGAACAGCCGCACCAUGCCCUUUAACUCCAACGAGGGCAGUGAGAUUCUCGAUCUGGACAGUGAUAUGUACCUAGGUGGGCUUCCCGAGUCUCGGCAGGACCUCAUCCUCCCCCCUGAGGUAUGGACGGCGUUGCUUAACUACGGUUACGUGGGCUGCGUGCGCGACCUCUUUAUCGACGGAAAGAGCCGCGAUGUCCGCCGCUUGGCCGAGAUCCAGAGCGCGCUUGGGGUCAGCAGCUUCUGCACCCGGGAGCUCCAGAAGAGGUGCAGCAGCACCCCGUGUGGAAACGGUGGACUCUGCAAGGAGGGCUGGAACCGCUAUAUCUGUGACUGCACAGGCACUGGAUACCUGGGCAGCAACUGCGAAAUAGAGGCCGCGGUGUUAAGCUACGAUGGCAGCAUGUAUCUGAAGAUCAUCAUGCCGAGCACCAUGCACACCGAGGCAGAGGACCUGGCCCUGCGCUUCAUGUCCCAGCGAGCCUACGGCCUCCUGGUGGCCACCACGUCCAAAGAGUCCGCAGAUACGCUCCGUCUGGAGCUGGACGGUGGUCGGGUCAAGCUCACCGUCAAUCUGGAUUGUAUCAGGAUAGACUGUAACCUCAGUAAAGGUCCUGAAACUUUGUAUGCUGGCCAGAAGCUCAACGAUAACGAGUGGCAUUCAGUAAAAGUGGUGCGCAGAGGCAAGAAUCUGCAGUUGUCUGUGGACAAUAUCACCACUGAAGGUCAGAUGACUGGAGCCCAUACCCGCCUAGAGUUCCACAACAUUGAGACAGGCAUCAUGACAGAGAGACAGUUUAUCUCAGUCGUCCCAUCCAACUUCGUCGGCCACCUACAGGGACUGAUGGUCAACGGCGUGCCCUACCUCGACCAGUGCAAGAAUGGUGACAUCUCCUAUUGCGAGCUCAACGCCCGUUUCGGCAUGCGCCACAUCAUCGCCGACCCUGUAACUUUUAGAAGUAAAGGAAGUUACCUGGCGUUGGCUACGUUGCAAGCAUACGCCUCUAUGCACCUGUUUUUCCAGUUCAAAACCACCAGCUCCGAUGGCCUGAUCCUCUACAACAGUGGAGAUGGAAGUGAUUUUAUCGUAGUGGAGCUGGUAAAAGGGUAUAUCCACUACGUCUUCGACCUGGGCAAUGGACCCUCUCUGAUGAAAGGCAACUCAGACAAGCCGCUGAAUGACAACCAGUGGCACAACGUGGUGGUUUCCCGUGACACUAACAACAUGCACACGUUGAAAAUCGACUCCCACACCGUCACCCAGCACUCCAAUGGAGCCCGCAACCUGGACCUUAAAGGAGAGCUGUAUAUAGGUGGUGUGGGGAAGACGAUGUAUAACAGUCUGCCCAAGCUGAUUGCGUCCCGUGACGGCUACCAGGGCUGCCUGGCGUCCGUGGACCUGAACGGGAGGCUGCCAGACCUGAUUGCAGACGCCCUCCACAGGGUGGGCCAGGUGGACCGAGGAUGCGACGGACCCAGCACCACCUGCACGGAGGACUCCUGCCAUAAUCAGGGGGUGUGUCUGCAGCAGUGGGAGGGCUUCUCGUGCGACUGUAGCAUGACGUCCUAUGGAGGCUCAUACUGCAGCGAUCCUGGGACUACCUACAUCUUUGGCCGUGGAGGAGCCCUCAUCACCUACACGUGGCCUCCCAAUGACAGGCCUAGUACACGGGCAGACCGACUGGCUGUAGGCUUUAGCACGCAACUUAAAGAGGCUGUGCUGCUACGAGUGGAGAGUGCCAAAGGACUGGGAGACUACCUAGAGCUUCACAUAGAGCGAGGAAAGAUCGGCGUCAUCUUCAACGUGGGAACGGACGACAUCGCGAUCGAGGAGAACGGAGUGGUGGUGAGCGAUGGCAAAUAUCACGUGGUGCGCUUCACUAGGAGCGGUGGCAAUGCCACCCUGCAGGUGGACAACCAGCCCGUCAUCGAACGCUUCCCAUCAGGGAACUUUGAUAAUGAGCGCCUGGCUAUUGCCAGACAAAGAAUCCCAUACAGACUUGGUCGGGUAGUAGACGAGUGGCUACUCGACAAAGGUCGGCAGUUGACAAUCUUUAACAGCCAGGCUUUCAUAAAAAUCGGCGGCGGCGAAAAAGGCCGCAACUUCCAAGGGCAAAUCUCGGGCCUGUACUACAACGGCCUGCAGGUUCUAAAGUUAGCGGCGGAAGGAGACCCGAAUGUACAAGUGCAGGGUAACCUGCGUCUGGUGGGCGAAGUGCCCUCGGUCCUCACCACAGACACCACGUCCACCACGCCGCUUGCAGACAUGUCCACCACUAUUAUGGAGACCACCACCACCAUGGCCACCACCACCACCCGCAAGCAGCGCUCACCCACCAUGAGAGACACUGUCACACAGAAUACAGAUGAUCUGCUAGUAGCAUCAGCAGAAUGUCCUAGUGAUGAUGAGGAUUUAGAGGAAUGCGAGCCUGGCGGAGGUGAAUUAGUGUUGCCCAUAAUAACCGUGGAUUCCCUAGAUCCCCCUUCAGUCGCAACAAGGUACCCAGUUAUCCCCCCACCCCCUACCUACCACCCCUUCCUCACACUGCUUGAGACCACAAAAGAGUCCAUGUCCACUUCCAAUGGCCAUGCGCCAUGUCCAAUGGACCAGGAGGACUGUGAGGAGGCCAUGGAGGUCUCAGCUUACGGCUCGGGUGAGAUGACCGAGUCAGAUGACGAGGACUAUUACAAAAACUCCCCCUUAGUCACAGACCGAACCGUGCUCCCGCCUCCUCCGGCGGUGGCCAAAAACCCACGUGGGGAUCGGCACUUUUCUCGCCAUAAUCCCAACUCCCAGCAGCCCCUCUCUCCGUCCACCCCCACGACCUCGCCACGACUUAAACCCAAUAUCAACAGUGGCCCUAAUAUUCCAGCGGGAAAAAUGAACACCCGAGAUCAAGUGCUCCUGCCACCCGUCCAGCCUUCUGGGGAUCCCGAACAUGGCGGGCGGCACAGGCACAUUCCUGGUAUAACAAACCCUCCCAAUUUUCCUACUGCAGAGCCUUCAUCUCCUGACCGAGGCCCUCCAGGUGCAGUGGAGGUGAUCCGGGAGUCCAGCAGUACCACAGGGAUGGUGGUGGGGAUCGUCGCAGCAGCUGCUUUGUGCAUCCUCAUCCUCCUGUACGCCAUGUACAAAUAUCGGAACCGAGACGAAGGAUCGUAUCAGGUGGACCAGAGCCGCAACUACAUCAGCAAUUCAGCCACACAGAGCAAUGGGACGCUGGUGAAAGAGAAGCAGUCCGGUACAACCAAAACAGGCACCAAGAGCAAGAAGAACAAAGACAAGGAAUACUACGUCUGAGCUCAGGCCUGACAGGGACAGAGACAGAACAGAGAGCAAGAGAGAGAGUGAAAGAUAGAGAGAGGGAGGUGGAAUACUGUAAGAACAGGGAUGGUGAAAGUUCUGCUUUUUGUUGUCUAUCAUAUUUCUUGUUCAACCUUCCCCACUGUUCCCAAACAAGCUCGAUGAAAUACCAGAGAUAUAGAGUUAAAACCCAUCAGAUUGAGAUCGCUUUCUUGUCUUUGCCUUUUUUGAUAAAUAUUCCGGAUAACUUUUGUAAUGUUGGGCUAACUGCACAUUGGAUUUGUUCUGUUGUAACCGUUCCACACUCUUGCUUGCUCGUUGUAAAUACCAUGUUAGUCUUGGGUCUUCGGGAUCUUCAGGAUCACCUAACCUGUUGUUGCAACACCAAUAUGUGCCAAGCCCAGAAGAUUCCUUCUUUAUGAAGAUGCUCCGUACGGUUAGCUACCGCAUACCUGAAGUAUUUCUGUGAGCGCUACUCGAAAAACCAAGUGAGUGUUGGACAAAGUUAGGGAAAAAAGUAUCCAUGAAAUUGAGAGAUCAACCAGUCGUGCCAGUCCAAAUUACUGCCAAACCAUCUCAGUGUCAAAUACGCCUCCCUUUCUGCUCCAAGUAUUCACUCCUUAUAUCUCUCUCUUAUCUUAUUCAAUCUCUUCCUCUCUCUCUCUUUCCCUGUUCGGCUUGUACUCUUAAAUUCCUCUCCUUGUCUUCGGUGCUCAGGAGCUGAUGCAACAUAACUUCUGCUGUGUUUUAAGCAUGUAGUAUUCCUUAAUGAAAAAGAGACAAUAACCUGUUGAGUUUAUGUGGAGUUAAAAAAAAUAUAUCUUUGAAAAAUAAAAAAUUCACAAGAUUAGACGUGGAAAUUUGAGAACGCGACAUCCACGGUUACUGUUUAGCCACUGAAACGCUCUGAGGCCAAACCCUUCGGUUGUCCUUCAUUCCAGCAGAUAUACAUCACUUGUUAACGGGCUUGGAUGUUGAGCCCUUUCAAAGGUUAGUAAAGCAUAUACAAAGAACCAGAACCAGAAAAAGUAACAUCUCACAGCAGCGAAAUGACUUUAUUCCCUAGAAAUAUCUCUCUCUAUAUAUAUAUACGUGUAUAGACGACUGAGCAACUCAAGGACAACCUCAUGGAAAGGGAGUUGUUAGAUAAUAUCCAUCCCCUGCUUUGAGGUGAUAACAGGUCGUCAGUGUGAGUCAGUUUUCUUCUUUACCUUGUGCAUUUCUGGAACAAGCCACAAGCAACAUGUCCAUGAAAAGAACAAAAAGAAAGAAAGAAAGAAAGAAAGAAAAGAAAAA